AAACAGCCACAUUUGCUCCGAGCUAGCCGUACCAUAGUAACCAUACACCUCUUGACCAUUAGUGUUCUUCCAUUCACCACUCGCCAUGGCCGCCAAUCCCUCCAACUUCAAGAUCACUCGUUAUUUUGGUCCACCAUAUGCAGAGAACGCCAAGCUUGACUUCAACCACCUUUACCUGCACCAGAUCUUUUCUGGGCCUAACCCAAACCAAGAGCAAAUAGUUGCUGGAAAUCCUACGACUCUGUUUGGAAAGACGGAGGUUAACAACUGGCCAGUAUAUGAUGGUGUUGGGGCAAAUGCAAAGCUCGUUGCCCGGGCGCAAGGCACGCAUGUCAAUGUCAGCGGCUGGUACACCUCAUUCACGAUGGUGUUCGUGGUCGAAAGGUUUAAGGGCUCCACGCUUCAAAUAACGGGAACAACAAUUGAAAAAGAUAGUGAAUGGGCCAUUGUUGGCGGGACAGGUGAGUUUGCAAUGGCUCGUGGUGUCAUAGCGAGAAAAGUGCAAUCAAUACAAGAUGGAGAAAGGCACGAACUAACUAUCGACGCGAUCUGCCGCAUGAAGAACCAACCCAUUCAUACAAAGCUUGGACCAUGGGGUACUCAAGGGACAAAGAAACAUGACAUUCAGGAUAAACCUGCACAUCUAUAUAGUGUGGAAAUUCGGUAUGGCAGUCUCAUUGAUGCGAUCUCAUUUUCCUACAUUGACCAAUCUGGGCAGUUUCGGACAGCAGGUCCUUGGGGUGGAAGUGGUGGGAAAGAAACUAAGAUCCAACUAGGUCCCGGUGAAGUUGUGAAGGAAGUAUCGGGGACGGUCGAUGGCGGUUUCGUAUCCUCACUUAAGCUGGUCACCAACAUCAGAACAUAUGGACCUUUUGGAGAAAAACGUGGCACCUCUUUCAGCGCACCCGUGCCCCUGAAUGGCCACGUUGUGGGAUUCUUCGGGAGUUCAGGCGCAAAACGUGACUUAGUGAAUUCCAUUGGUGUUUACACGGUCUCUUAAAUCAUUCUUGAGCAGCUGCUGAUGCUCUAUCGUACCUUUCCAGAUGGCAAAUUGUUUAGUUUUCUUUAAUUUCAGAAAUAAUAUGGUUAGGGUCCUUCCUAUACCAGCCAGUUAUCUGUACCCCUUGCUCCAGCGCUUUCUGUCAUCUAUUUCAUUCCUUCAAUUAUAAUUAUAAA
Triticum dicoccoides is the source of this 1176-nucleotide messenger RNA. RefSeq lists its product as uncharacterized. NCBI's taxonomy places the organism in Eukaryota, Viridiplantae, Streptophyta, Magnoliopsida, Poales, Poaceae. The transcript has 4 exons. Gene Ontology annotation, molecular function: carbohydrate binding. The record is from RefSeq and is a predicted model, not a curated record. The coding region runs from base 86 to 1000 and encodes 304 amino acids.